CUGGGCAGAAGAGGCUCCGAGGCUCUAUGUUUGGGGAACUUGAAGCUGUGCAUGAAUAUGUGUUGAUGUGCUGGAUGUGGGAGACCGUGUGACAGGCUGCUGUUACUGCCACACCGCCUGCCCAUGCGCCCCGAGCACAGUGGAGUGAACCCAAGAACAUGUCCUGUCAUUUUGGGUUUCUGAUACAGUCCUAUGACAGAAAAUACUGUGAGAAGAACCCACGUCAUCCUGGACUACUCUAAGAUGCCUCUGCAGCCACAGUGAGGGGGACGGACGGCUGACGAUGCACCAGUUGUUUAGCCUGGUGCUGGGCCAGAGGGACCUGUCCAGAGCAGGGGACCUCUUCUCUUUGGAGGACGGAGACAUCGAGGAUUGUCUGUCUCAAGCUCUGGACCAGAUCAAAGCCAUCUCCUGCUCUGCUGAUUAUUUGACCAGCGACAAUGACCAGGCCGUGGUAGAGAUCUGCAUCACCCGCAUCACCACGGCGAUAAGGGAGACGGGCUCCAUAGAGAGACACAGCACUGCUCUGGUGGCCCUGUGGGAGUCCUGCCUGGAACAUAAGCUCACUCCACAAGGGGAAGGCACAGAGGACACGCCCCACGCCAAGAUCGCCUCGGACAUCACCAGCUGUAUCCUGCAGAACUACAGCUGCCCCUCAGUGAUGGCUUUAGCUGUCCCAGUCGCAGUGCGCUUCCUGCAGAGAGGGAACAAGGAGCUGAGCCGGAACAUGUCCAGUUACCUCUCUCUAGCGGCCAUCGCCAAAGCUGAGCUACUGUCUGACCAUGCAGAGGUCAUCACCCUCAGUGUGCUGGGAGGUAACCACAUGCUACUGCGAGUCCUGCCUUCGAUUUACCCCAGACAACCAGAUGUCCUGCACCAUCACCUGGGGAACCUGACGGCCAUGAUGCCAAGGUUGGAACCACCGGAGCAGCAGCAUCUGCUCAGGCUCAUUCAAAUGGUGGCAGAGCAGCACCCACUAAUGCUGAGCCCCCAUGUCCCUGCUCUGGUCAGUUUCCUCCCGGACCAGUCUCUAGCAGAGGCUCUAUUGGGAACACUGGUGGAUGUUUCUCAGGCCAGUCCCUCCUCGCUGGUCAGCUUUCUGCCCACACUAAGGGUCAUGGCUCAUCAGUGCCCAGCUUUUUUAGGGCACAUCUCCAAAAUCUAUGGUGCUGUGGGCAUUAUCAGCGAGUCCCAGGCCCACAGCUCAUUGGUCUUCCUGGUGUCCCUCCUGGGGAGUCUGGAGCACAGUUUUCAUCACACUGUCCUGCAGGAGAUCAGAGCUUUGAGUGACCGUUACCCCCUGCUGCUUGGAGGCUGCGGCAAAGACAUCUACAGGAUGAGCAACUCCUUCAAUGCUAUGGCCCGACUGCUGGGGAAGAGGCUGGAGGAUAGCACUACCUUAACCUGCAGGCUGAACAAAGAAGGCCAGUUGUUUCCUCGUGGCUCGUCUCCAGGACCGGGGCAGCGGCUGGAGAUGGAUGUCCAUGGCUUUGGUGUUAAACUGGGGUCAGAGGUCACAGAGGGGGGAGACACGCCGGGGCCCCAGCGACGCUACAGCCUGAGCCAAGCGCUACGUGAGGAACGCCGUGAGAUGAGAUUUAACAGAUCAAAGAGCCUUGCCCUCCAUGUUGUGCGCUCCCGCUCCAUAAGCUCCGACACCGGAGAGGACGGCACUGACCCGGAGCUGCACCUGGACACUGUUUGUUUGUUAAGUUCAGACUCCGGAGCAGAAGCAGCUUUGAGCUCUGAGAACACAGCCACAGCCCAUAACCAGGAGUCCCUAGAGUCUCCACAGUCUCCACAACCUCCACAGUCUCCAGAGGUAACUGAGGUAACCGAGGCAACAGGCAGAGACACGGGUGAGGCUGUGACAGGACCAAGCACAGAGGCUCCAAAAGAUGAGCCGGAGAAAGACAGACUCUUCGUUCACCUAAGAGACAACAUGGAUGUCAUCACAGAGUUCUGUGAAGACACCAUGAAGAAGAUCCCCAUCCCAGAAGAGUGCAUCAUUGAAGAUUCAAAUCGAGGGUGCGUAGCCAAGUUGUCGUUCUCCUGCCCUCUGAAAGGUCACUACUGCCUGUACGCAAAGUCCUGCUUCAGCCUGACCAGCCGCCAGCCUCACCAGUGGAUACACCUCAUGCUGCUGAAUCUACAGAGCAUUUCGAGUGUUCCGCUGUGCUCCAAACAUGAGUGUGUCCAGAGACUCGCGGCUCUUUGGGAGAAGACCAAACUGAAAGGAGCUCACAGCUUCACCCUGGCCAUGACACAACACAGCACUCUGCACAGAAAGGACUUGGACAGUCUCCAAACCCAGCUGGAGGAGGUGCGGUUCUUUGACCUCUUUGGCUUCAGUGAAGAGCACCGGGGCUGGCUGUGCUUCAUGUGUAACAACCCGGAAAAAGCCACGGUUGUGAACCAGGAUGGACAGCCCCUGAUAGAAGGAAAACUAAAGGAGAAGCAGAUCAGAUGGAGAUUUAUCAAGCGAUGGAAGACACGCUAUUUCACUUUGGCCGGGAACCAACUGCUCUUCCGCAAGGGCAGCAAAUCGAAAGAUGAGAUGGAUGACAUUCCCAUUGAGUUGAGCAAGGUCCAGAGUGUUAAGGUGGUGGCGAGGAAGCGUCGCGACAGAGGGCUCCCGCGGGCGUUCGAGAUCUUCACAGACAGCAAGACGUACGUGCUCAAAGCUCAAGACGAGAAGCACGCCGACGAGUGGCUGCAGUGCAUCAAUGUGGCCGUGGCCCAGGCCCGAGAGCGCGAGAACCGCGAGGCCACCACGUACCUCUGAGCUCACGGGACCUGCGAAACCUGACGGAGCACUAUGAGCACUAUCGCCUUGGCAGCAAGACAAGUGAGCCAGCAAUAACAGAGCAGGAUCCACGCACAGGGUCACGAGUAGGGCUGCACUGCUUUCUCUAACUUCUCUGGUCUAAUCAUCCUCGUGGGGAUACAUAAUUUGCCUGGAAUGUUCCACAGUAGGGCAUUGAACUUAUCGGUCUUGCAUUUAUUCAAGUACAGGUGUUUUAUUGCUUAAAAAUACAUUGAAAACCUAUAGUCUCACAGGGAGUGGGCUGCCUCUACACAGGUCUGACCUGUUACUUGACCUGGUGGAGUCACACGCUUGUCUCCAUGGAGACUGAUAAAUUUAACACCAUAAUCUGGAACAUUCUAAGCAACGCAAUAACAUCUUAAUAACUAUUCACAGCGCCACUUGAAUAAACAGAUGCAGUUUUGAUUUAGUUUCUUACUGUGGAUGUUGAAUUAGUGGAACAAUCAUUUAGUGAUAUUUUAUGCAGCGCUGGUCACGACAACUGUCAACAAGUUGCACAAUAAGAAAAUGACGAAAGACACAUUUGCGAGGUGCACAAUGGAAGCUUUUACACAACGACCAAACAGCCUCCCCACCACCACCACCAGCUCCACCAGCUCCACCGGCUCCAGCACCACCACCAGCUCCGUGGCGGUGGAAAGACGGUGCUGUGCUUUAAUGACGCGUGAUGAUGAAGCAAUAGAGACAGUGGAGCCGACCUCGCAGCAAUAACAAGAGCCCUGUUUCCUCGGCGCAGGAAGGAUGGACGUGUAAUGGGCUGCAGAUGUCCCGCGCAACCACCCCAUACCAGCGCUGGCACUACCGCGCGCUCCAGUGUAAACAACAUGAAAACAAAUGAGCAAAUCUCCGCCGACAAAAUGUUGGACUUCCAUGACUCAUAAAUUGAAGCCCACCGGAGUGCACUGUCCCGGCCCUCCUCUCACAUUUCCCUUCUUUUGCAAUCUUAACUACUCCA
Molecule: messenger RNA, 3782 nt
Organism: Boleophthalmus pectinirostris (great blue-spotted mudskipper)
Lineage: Eukaryota; Metazoa; Chordata; Actinopteri; Gobiiformes; Gobiidae
Gene: veph1
Product: ventricular zone expressed PH domain-containing 1
Exons: 16
Coding region: 284-2785 (833 amino acids)
Biological process (GO): regulation of signal transduction
Cellular component (GO): plasma membrane
Molecular function (GO): phosphatidylinositol-5-phosphate binding
Source: RefSeq, a predicted model, not a curated record